Scatophagus argus is the source of this 1938-nucleotide messenger RNA. Its product is annotated as PRA1 family protein 3-like. The coding region runs from base 91 to 666 and encodes 191 amino acids. NCBI's taxonomy places the organism in Eukaryota, Metazoa, Chordata, Actinopteri, Scatophagidae. Gene Ontology annotation, biological process: negative regulation of transport. The record is from RefSeq and is a predicted model, not a curated record. Gene Ontology annotation, cellular component: membrane. The transcript is spliced from 3 exons.
CUCCCUUCCUCCCAGCUGACCUGUCAAAAUAUCACGCAGCGCGUGUGGGUAUGUUUGUGUUUGUGUGUGGCUCCCCUACACGUUGAAGACAUGGCAGCCAAAAUGGAGCUCGCACCCCUCAGACCAUGGGAUGAUUUCUUCCCCGGAACGGACCGGUUUGCCAAACCUGAGUUCGGAGAUUUAGCAAAGUGGAACAACAGAGUCAUCAGUAAUUUACUGUACUACCAGACAAAUUAUUUCGCCAUGGCUCUCGUGGUUUUCGUCAUUGUAGGGUUCCUGAACCCGUUUGGUAUGUUUCUGGGAGGGGCUGUGGUGGCUCUGGUCUUCAUUGGUUCAGUGUGGGCAGGGGAGAACAAGGCCACCAUCAAGAAUUUCAAAAGGAAGAACCCCACUCUGUUCGUCAUCGGGGUCAUGGUCACCAGUUACUUUCUGCUGUCGCUGUGUGGUGGUGUCAUGGUCUUCAUCUUUGGAAUCACCUUCCCUUUGCUGUUAAUUCUGAUCCAUGCCUCUCUGAGGCUGCGCAACAUGAAGAACAGACUGGAGAACAAGAUUGAGGGUGUUGGGCUGAAGAAGACCCCCAUGGGUGUCAUCAUGGACCUCCUGGAUCAGCAGGAAGAGAGAAUGAAUAAGAUUCAGGAUUUCAUUGAAAGCAAACUGAAGGAAUAAAGCUCUAUCCAAAAGUGUUCCAGGGGAGGUUAGUGUAGUACAGUAUGGAUUAAAAUGUCCAUAACAUCUUCCCAUGUGUCAGGUUUUUCUGCUCUCUCAAUAUAUAAAAAGUUACUGAUGUUUGUAUUGCCAUACUUUUUAUCCUUUUUACUUUACUUUACUCCCAUAUAUUUUUGUGUUAGUUUACACUGUCCAGAGUGUACCAAUUGAUAAUGCCCAGAUUUGCACAAUCACAGCGUGGAUUGGAUGUUAAAAGGCAACGAGCACUAAAAGUUACCAAAGGAUCGAGCAUUCCUGUGUCAAAAAAAAUAUUCCAAAAACAAAUCAUUUUCCUCAUCAAACUCACUUUGUUCCAUAUGAUGACUGACUAUUUAUUUCAGCAAAAUAUAUGCAGAAUGUCUCACUAAGUCUAAAGCUGUUAUUAGAUAGCAACUGUAUUCAUUCAAAAAAAGAGAAAGAAACGAAAUCAGAUCCUCUCAGUUUGCUACCUCAAAACAAGCACAUUUAAUUUUCUCCUCACUGAGUAGUCAAGAUAACAGCCACCAACACCACCUGAACUGUUAAGUGCUUAUUAAACAGCAAUAACUCCCACCUUGUCACUUCAGGAGCUGAAUGAAUACAGAUCUGAGACCAGUUUGCUUCCUUCAGAGCCAUAGCUAUAUUGGCUGACAAAUAAUACUUGAGUUUAACCGUUUCUAUUCUCAAAAGAUUUGUGCACUCCCAGUCCCUGACCAUCCAGGCUACUCUGAGUGUAUCCCUUAUGGUCACAGCUAUGCAAUAUUGAAAAUGAAUGGCAAGUGCAGCUUUAUUGUUUGAAUAUUAUGUCAUGGUAUGUAAAUGUUUGCUGUUAUUUCUGAUGUGUCUUUAUUUUCAUGAUAUAGCAUGCAGAAAUGAAUAAAAUGGCUACAGGAUGCUUUUGGAAAUUAGACAAAAUUGUAGAUUAAUAUUAUUUAUCACUCUAAAUUUCCUUUUAGAAAAGGAAAGAAAAUCUAAAUUAAUUCUUUCAUCUGUAAUGUCAAGUGUUCAUUUUAUACUGCUAGUCCUGAUAGCAAGAGUUGUUUGCUGUUGUUUCUCACACAUGCACAUUGACUGCAGUUUGUGCAUGUAACCUUCACAAAUGGCAGUUCAAAGAGAUUCCUUAUGUUAUAUGGAUGAUGUGCUAUAUGGUAUCUAUCUUUUUAUGUGACUUUUUCAAUCUUGAAAAGUGAUUAGAUCACAGAACUUGAAGUAAAACAUGCCUGUCCUCUAUAUAAAUAAAGAUAACCUGAUUUA